AGGAGAUAGAGGAGAGGAGAGGAGAAAAAACAGAAGAAAAUGAGCUUUUUUUCUAGUUCCACGUUCCUUCAAGGAGUGUUUUUCUCUGUCCAGCUCUAUAAAAUCGAUGCCACAUGAACAUGGUCAACGGUCAGAGGCGUUUAUUAAUAGUCAUUCCGCCAAGUAGAGGUGUUUAAAUGGAAAAAUUAGAAGUUGGGGGCCGGCUUAAAAAUUGGGUGCAACUGUAUUUUGUCUCAACUUUUAGCACCUUGGGAUGGCUGUGGGAUGAGGCAGGGGGGCUUCUUGGGCCUUAUCCUGAUUGAGGAAGAAGGAUACGACAGCCUUCACAAGUGUAAGGGAGAACGACAAGUUUAGAGAUUAGAAUAUGUUUUGAGAAGUGUAAAUAGUGUUUUGCAUCUAAGGAGGUGGGUUUCAACUGAGUAGUAUUAGGGGAGUUUUUAAUAGAGAAAUGACUUCUACUACAUAUUAUGGACGCUAUAUUUGCCAAUCUACUCAUCGCCUUGCUGGUUUACGUGUAGCAAUUUUGUAACUUGAUCAUUAUGGCUGGUGAAUCUUUUCAUCCAUGAUUGUUAAGCCCAAGGAGUGGAAGCUGUACCAUAUUACAGGUGUCAAGCUGAUAUAGCUUUGUAAGUCAACCUCUGGCAGUUGGAAGGAAGCAAUACUUGCCUUGUCGCAUGGAAUGGACAGAAUUAGCUAUGUCAAAACAGACAGCAACUGAAAGAAUAUGAGAGACAAGGAUCCAAAAUUGGGUACAAACAAAACUUCGUCUAUGACAGCUCAACCAGAAGGGCCAUCAAUCGACCUUGAGGAAUACUCGGCAUCAAAGACUCUGAUUCCUUUUGACCAACCAGUCCCUCUACUUCGAGGUCCCAUCAGGGCUGGCCCACAAGAAGAAACAGCUGGGCGAUUCAUCCUCGCAUUUAAAGACCCUAUCUCCUGGGCCUCUGCAUACAAAGCUUGUGAGUCUCAAGUUAUUCAACAAUGUGAAUCCGGAGCUAGGAUUGGUUGCUCCAUCGUAGCCUCAGACAAAUGUAAAACCCCUUGGUGGAAAUCAUUCCCUGGCAGUGCUUCCAAUCAAGACUUUGCAGAGAGGGCGAGAUGUGAAGAACGUGAAAUGGAGGCUUGCCUCGAAGCAGCAAAGGGAAAGUGCCGUGAAUUCGCAAAGCAGAAGUGCUUCCCAGCAUUUCGUGAUGCAAGGAUUGCAGUAAAAGGUUUGAGUCCCAAGGUGAACCAAAAAGAGUUAUCCAGGCUAAUUUCUUGGGUGAACUUUGGGGACAAGUGUCAGAUAACUGAUCUUUGGAGAUUAGAGAGGCCUUGGCUUGAGUUUAAGUCACAGCUUGAAGUAGCUUAUUGCAAAGGGAGUGAUAUAUUAGGUUCAGAGACACAGAAAUUAAUGAAAAUUUGAGAACUGAUUUUCAAAAAUAGUGCAUUGAGUUUAUUUUAUUAGUAAGUGAAGUUUAAUGGGACUGCGAAUGUUCUUGAUCCCAUACUUUAGAAAUCUUUCUUUUGCUUCUUGUAUUUGACAUUUGCUGCUGUACUGAUUGUACACUACCACAAUAUAGUCAAAUGUGCGACUUUGACCAAGUAA
Lycium barbarum (goji berry) is the source of this 1588-nucleotide messenger RNA. RefSeq lists its product as uncharacterized. Gene Ontology annotation, cellular component: plastid. The coding region runs from base 725 to 1405 and encodes 226 amino acids. The record is from RefSeq and is a predicted model, not a curated record. The transcript is spliced from 3 exons. NCBI's taxonomy places the organism in Eukaryota, Viridiplantae, Streptophyta, Magnoliopsida, Solanales, Solanaceae.